CCGAUUCCCUCGAAACCAUUUUUGCUCUCUACCUUUCAUUUCAUGUGUAUGUGUGUGUGUAUUUAUUGUCUGAUUCUGAACCUUCCCCGAUUUGACAACUGAUGGAGGCUCACCCGCUCAGCACUGACGCCGCCGCGUGGCAGUCUCUCGGCCUUUUGCUCGCCCGGGGCCGCCCCACCCAUCCAUCAGAGCUGGCUUUCCGUUCUACUCCAGAUUUCAUACGCUUCCUCUGCUCAAUUCCUAACUCUCCUAUCACUCUAGCGGAUGAUGACCUAGUCACUUUCUCGCAAAUCGGAGUUGCCGCUCUCGUCGAUUUCUUGUCCAAUUCAGAUUUGAUUUCGAGGUACUUGGAUUUGCCACAAGUUGUUCCGCGUUUGUUGGCAAAUGUUAAGUCAAAUGCCCUAAUGAGGACGUAUUGUAGAAAAAGGAAGAGGAUCGUAGGGGAGAAUGAGGAAUUUGUGACCAUGAAAAAGAAGAGGUUUUACCUGGAUUUAGAUGGUAAACAUUAUCUCUCUCUUUCAGCGUUCUUUGUGGUUGAAAUGAGCUGCAUUGAUGUCAUCACUCAAGGUACUGAGACAUUAUCAAGCCUCCCAUCACUCUCAGCUUCUGACUGCUGGAAACUUAAAAGAGACAUGUUUAUACCUGUAGCACAUAGAGACUUUGAAUUUAAAGCAGCUGAAAUUCCGAACAUGCUGAGGCUUAGCUGUUUACAUAGAACGAGUUCUAAGCCUUAUUUUCUAGAUCUAUAUAGUGUUCCACAUAGACACCAAAUAAUGACAGAAGAAUUAUUAAAUUCUGUCCCUUCUCCAAACAAGCUACCACAUUCAUUGAGUAGUAAUUUUGAAGAAGGGAGUGGAAUUGGUAUAGUAGAUCCUGCAUCAUCUAAGUUAGAAAUAGAUGAGCAGAUGACAGUAACACAAAGAAGAGCCGAUGCUGUUAAUCAAGGUUGUGAUUCGUUGACUGAAAGUGGUGCUGAGAAAAAAAAGGAAGUAUUUGUACAUGAUUCUGGUAGUUGCAUAGGGCAUAUGGAGCAUCAGCCAUUAGAUAAAACCCAUAACCCUGAAAAGGCAGUGCCUAAAUCCAAUAAUAAGGAUCACAUUUCCAGCAGACCAGGAACGGCAGACACAGUUUCUACACAGCAAACGAAAAAGAUAGACUUUGACCAGAUUCUAAAUGCUAAAGAAAAGAGGGAUGCAUCAGUUGAGAAUAGGGAAAAGCCUUCCUCCAUAUCCAAUGAUUCUGAGCAAGUAUCUUUUCCGGAAUUUGAGUCAUUUAUUGUGGAACAAGAGGAGGGUUCAGGAGGUUAUGGUACAGUUUACCGGGCAAGAAGGAAAGCCGAUGGAGUAAUAGUUGCCAUCAAAUGCCCUCAUGUCAACGCCAAUAAACAUUAUGUGAAUAACGAGAUAAAAAUGCUAGAGAGAUUGGGGGGGAAAAACUUUGUGAUAAAGUAUGAAGGUUCAUUUAAGAGUACGAGUGCUGAUUGUCUUGUUUUACAACAUGUUCGGCAUGAUAGACCUGAGAUCUUAAAAAGAGAAAUGAAUGUUGCCGACCUACAGUGGUAUGGUUAUUGUCUGUUCAAAGCCCUUGCUGGUCUACAUAGGCAGGGAAUUGUUCACAGAGAUGUUAAACCUGGAAAUUUUCUUUACUCCUGCAAGGACAACAAGGGUUACCUGAUUGAUUUCAAUCUUGCAUUGGAUAUGCGCACAAAGUAUGGGACAGUCGGUGCGUUUUAUUCUUAUGCAAUCAACUUGGUUUAUACUUUUAUUAACAUGUCAAGUGUAGAGGACCUGAUGAAAGAUAAUAUUUUUUCAUUUUGGGCUGACAAAUUCUUUGUCUCCUGUGAUAGAUACGACAUGCAUGAACACAGUAACAAAAAUGUUGGAAAAGUCUGUAGAUCCCUUUUACCUCCCGGGAACCUGAAAAGGAAGGUUGACAAAGCAAAGGUUAUCACUGAAGCUAGCAGCAGGAAUCUCAUUAAAAGUCAGGGUGCUGAUGGUUCUGGGAUAACUUCUGCCAAGGAUGCAACAAGCACUAGAACUGUGUCUGCAGAAAGGUUGAGAGAACCAUUACCAUGCCAUUUUACUAAUAGGAAGCAGCUGUUAAGCCUUGCUCGGGAAGCCGUGCAGGGUGGAAAUCAUGGAUCUGUCGAUGCUCCCAAAUCAAAGAGAAAAAGAGUUGCUGCACCUGCCGGGGAUGUAGGUAGAAAACUUUUGUAUGUCACUCCAAUGCCACUGCAUGCUAAUGGAAAUGCCAUUUGUGGGGCUGGAUUACUUAAAACCAAAGGAGAUGGGAAGCCGACCAGAGAGGGUCCUUGUGCUGGAACUAAAGGCUUUAAGGCUCCAGAAGUAUUAUUCAGAUCUCUACAUCAAGGCCCUAAGUCUGAUAUUUGGUCUGCUGGAGUGACCUUACUGUACCUGUUGAUUGGCAGAACACCUUUCACUGGCGAUGCCGAGCAGAACAUAAAAGAGAUAGCAAAGUUAAGGGGCAGCGAAGCUCUCUGGGAAGUCGCAAAGCUGCACAACCAUGAAUCAUUAUUUCCAACGGACCUGCUCGAUGUAAAAUACACAGCACCGACGAGUCUUCAGGAUUGGUGUGCACAAAAUGUACGACGACAGGAUUUCUUUGAUGCCAUACCAAGUUCACUAUUUGAUCUCGUAGAUAAGUGUUUAAUGGUGAAUCCACGACAGAGGAUCACCGCAGAUGAAGCUCUUGCACAUGACUUCUUUGCUCCAUGCCAUCAGGCAAUCAGAAAGCUGAGGCAGCGAAGGCAAGCACAGGCCUAAGCUGUGGUGGAUCAAUAGGUAUU
Molecule: messenger RNA, 2806 nt
Organism: Salvia splendens (bonfire salvia)
Lineage: Eukaryota; Viridiplantae; Streptophyta; Magnoliopsida; Lamiales; Lamiaceae
Exons: 16
Coding region: 102-2783 (893 amino acids)
Biological process (GO): mitotic DNA damage checkpoint signaling; protein phosphorylation
Cellular component (GO): nucleus
Molecular function (GO): ATP binding; protein serine/threonine kinase activity
Source: RefSeq, a predicted model, not a curated record